Thlaspi arvense is the source of this 1477-nucleotide messenger RNA. Lineage: Eukaryota; Viridiplantae; Streptophyta; Magnoliopsida; Brassicales; Brassicaceae. The record is from the annotation of a GenBank genome assembly.
CCUAUCUGUGUAUUUACCAAACAUGGAAAAUCAAGAGGCUUCUUGUGAGGAUGAGCUGCCAUUGAAUCACGUAGGAGAUGAGGAAGAGUUUAGAAGCUGUUGUGGAGAUGAAGAAGUAUGGUUAAAGGAGAGUGAUGAUACAGCUAAAGUAGCAGAGGAGGAGGAGAAAAAAGAUGAGCUUGAUGAUGAGUUCUCUGUUAAGAUGUUUUUCAAGGGAGUUUCGAUAUCCGAAAGAGGAGAUUCGGGUUUGGGUUACUCGGGAAUUGGUGUUGUGUUGGAGAGAUCAGGAGAUUUUGAGCUGAUUCAGGUUCAGAAGAAGUUGGAGUUUCAUGUUGAUGACUCUGUCGCUAACUAUUUAGCUUUGAUGGAUGGUCUUGCAGUAGCUUUACAGAACAAUCUCCGUUCUGUGGUUGCUGUAACCGACUCCGAGUUACUCUAUGAUCAGGCAAGUCUCUUUCAAAUGAUAACUCGUGAGGAGAAGCUUGAGAUCCCACUUUUGGUAGCUCUGAGAGAAAGGGUAUUGGAGGAAACAAGUAACCUCGAUGGGUUUGUUCUAAAGCUUGCGCCUUCCCAUGAUCUUGAUCAAGCUCUAAGCUUGGCUCAAGUAGCGGUAGGAAUCGUGUCUUUUAACCUCGAUGUUGAUAAGUUAGCUGAGAGCUGCUCAAUCUGCUGUGAAGACCGUCAAGCCGAGAUGAUGCUAACACUGAAAUGCACUCACAAGUUCUGUUCGCAUUGCAUGAAAACAUACGUCGAAGGGAAAGUACAGUCUUCGGAAGUUCCCAUCAGGUGUCCUCAAGUGCAGUGCAAGCAUUAUCUCUCAGCCGCGGAGUGCAAAUCGUUUCUUCCCGUCGCUUCUUUCAGAUCAUUCGAGGAAGCAAAUGUGCGUGGUAACAACAGUGGCAAGAUCUACUGUCCGUAUCCCAACUGCUCUUUUCUGUUAGACCCGAGUGAAUGUCUAUCACCGGGAAGGGCAAGCGCAAGCGCGAGCUCGUCUAGUCACUCAGAGAAUAGCUGCUGUGUGGAGUGUCCGGUCUGUGAGAGGUUUGUGUGUGUGGACUGUGGUGUUCCUUGGCAUGAUUCUAUGAGCUGUGAAGAGUUUCAGAUUCUUCCCGUUGAUGAAAGAUAUCCAGAUGAUAUUACAUUGCAUCGCUUGGCGAGGUACAAGAGGUGGAGACGGUGUCAGCAAUGCCGUAUAAUGAUCGAACUUGCUCAAGGCUGCAACCACAUGACUUGCCGGUGUGGGCAUGAGUUUUGCUACUGUUGUGGAGCAGAGUACAGAGAAGGGCAGCAGAGUUGCACUUGCGCUUUUUGGGACGAUGACGAAGAAGAUCAAGAAAACACAGAGUCGGAGAACACAAUCCAAGAACUUGAGCAAUGGCCUUGGGACACAUUUAGCUCGAUUCCAACUGUAAUGGACGCUUACUCAGAGCAAGAAAGAUCUCAGCUUGCUCUGAUCCAACGGUUCUUAGCGGGUGGA